Molecule: messenger RNA, 1574 nt
Organism: Culex quinquefasciatus (southern house mosquito)
Lineage: Eukaryota; Metazoa; Arthropoda; Insecta; Diptera; Culicidae
Exons: 2
Coding region: 169-1467 (432 amino acids)
Source: RefSeq, a predicted model, not a curated record
AUCAAAACAAACCAAUGCAAUCUCAUUUUGUUUUGGUUUUAAGUUUAAAUACGUUCCGUCGCACGUUUGUCCUUUUUAAGCAUAAAUUGCACCCUCCGCUCAAUUAGGCAGCUUUAUCCCACCGUUGUGCCUUCCCGCCAGCAAAGAAUCUCCCCCGCGAACAAAGAAAUGGCCACCGCAUCCAAGAGCUUCCAGCCGUGUCCGGCGAUCGUCUUUUUCGACGUGGCCACCACGACGGCCGACCGACGCUACAAGCGCCCCGUCCUGCCGGACCACAUCACCAACGAGCAGCACGCCCGGAAGCUGGAGGAGAUCGAGCACAGCCUGUGGGUGCUGUGCCACCACUUUGACGUGCUGCCCAAGGACAAGGACCAGCCGGAAGCGAAGGAAAAACCGCCGGAGCAAAAUGCGGUGCUGGCGGGGGAGCUUGCGGAAAUUAUGAGCGCGCUCGACCCGAAGAAGCAGAUGCAGAAGGUGGUCGAGCGGGCGCUCCGGAACGAAAGUGGGCAGCUGCUGAAGAGCCUGCAGGCCAAGCAGCAGGAUCAGCUGAUGAAGCUGUUCGAUGUGGCGCGGCUGGCGCAGGACGUGGAGCCGGCGAAGGUGAAAGUGCCGCUGCCGCAGUACGACCACUCCUAUUCUGUGCUGACGGAGAUCAAAACGUCGAUCAUCAGUGUGGGAAUCGUGGAAGAUGCCACGAGCGCGACCACCAUCCGUGAUCAGUACGGUGUUCCGUGGCAGUUGCGCCUCCGCAAGGACAUGGACUGGUUGAUUUUGGACGUCGACACGAGCCAGUGCCGUGGCGUGAUGGGACGUUUCCAGCUGCUGGUGCGCUUCAUCCACGAAUCUCCACUCAAGAGCUUCCAGCGCAGCGAUUCGAUGGAAGUGAGUCGCCUCCGGACGGUCUACUGCAGCACGCUCGCUGCCUUGUCCCAGCUGCGCGACGAUGGCUACUUUGCCGCGGACGGCACUCUCAAGCUGCGCGUGGCCAUAGUCCCCUUGGAUCCGGACGCCGAGCGGAGCACCCUCGUGUUGGGUAAAAGACUGAAGCAGAUUCCUGCUGAUCACAACCUCAAACGGAUGCCCAAGUUCGUCGAGGGCCACCUCACGAUCCCGGACUUCCUGACCAGCCGCACGACUCAAUCCCAAACGCUGCUGGACGCGAACAAAAUCGCUUGGCGACUCGAAGUCAGACUGAACCAGGGCGCCACCGAACACGAGCGCAGGCACAUGGCCGUCACGAUUGGCCAGUGCGAAGACGGUCCCCCGGCGGACCCUCCCACGUGCCACGAGUACUUUGUCGAACUGCUCACGGUCGACGCCAACGGGUGGACCCUGCGACAGAGCGGCCGCACGCUCGAACGAGUCCUCUUCAUGCCGGACUUUUUGCUCAAAAGCCGCGCCGAAAUCUACCUCAAGGACGGCAAGCUGCGCCUCCGCUGGGGCAUCCGACGAAUUCCGAUUCGCUAAACUACGACUGCAACAACACUUGUGAUACUUUCGAUUCACGUUUACUCAUUGUUUUUUUUCUGUCGAAUAUUAAAACAAAUCGUUACUACUUUUGCAAAAAAAAAAAA